UGAGGAGGGGUCUUGGCCAAGGGCUUCCCUGGCAAAGAACCUCCCGGGGUUCGCUAGUCGCUGGCGGCAGGCAGACUCCCCUGACCCGUCAGCUCGGCGGCAAUUUCUGCUCUUGGGAGGAAAAGGGAAAAGGCUGAUUCUCUGCUGCCUGGAGGAUCAUGAAGGACGCUAAGCACAGUGUUCUGAGAGAGGGCUUCCCCAGACUCUUGGUUUCCUGAUGAGUCCUGAGCAGCAGCAUUCUUCUGAGUCCCGCCCAUUUCUGAGCUUCAGCAUCACCACAGUGCUGCCCAGCCUCGAAGAAAAUACUUUCUCAGGUGAGUUUGUGUAACAGAAGCACUGGGACCUGUGGCUACACCCUUCAAGAAUUAACCAAUUAGGAAAUGGAUCAGCCCUGCUUGUUAAGUGAGGAAGAACAUGAUGCAGAAUCACAGAAGAACUUACAAGAAACCCAACAGACAGAUGAUGAAGAUGCUGAACUGAUCUUUGUUGGGGUGGAACAAGUAAAUGAAGAUGAGCUGAUUUUUGUUGGAGUAACUUCAAAUUCCAAACCAAUCAUCUCAAACAUUUUGAACAGAGUCACCCCAGGUUCUUGCUCAAGGAGAAAAAAGUCUAGUCGCCUUAGAAAAAAUACUACUUACCGAUCACAGCCUACAAGUCAUAUGGUCCCUAGAUCAGAAACAGCAUCUCAGUCUGAAUCAAGAUCAACAGAUAGUCCUAUUAUUAUUGAGCCUUUUCCUAUUAUUUUCAAGUCUUUGUCUAAAUCUGAUUAUAUAAACAAUUCACCACAAAUUGUGCCCAUUAGUUCCUCAGAGUUACCUUCUUCUUUGAUUACAUUCACAAAUUCAUGGCAUCAGCCUGUAAGAGCAACACUUUCAGUAGAAGGUGUGAAUGAAAGUCCUUGUGUAGCAAAGCAACAUUCUGCUUCUGAGGUUAGUAGCAUGAACCUCCAAAUGCCUGGGUUCAGUGAUGGACACAUAGGGAGAUAUUCUUCACCUUUGUCUCCUUCAAGUAAUUUUCAUACAGUGAAUCCUCACCAAAUUCCACCCUCAAAUGGUAUUCAUGCCUCAUUAACGCAUCUUCAGAAUGGAGCACCUUUUCCAACAGCUUUUCCAAAAGAUAGUGUUCAUUUCAAGCCUCUGCAUUUAGAUCCUGGUAGGGAUAAUGGAUUGGCCAAAACAGACUUUUCAAACCUUGGAAGUUCAGACAAGACCUCUGAUCCCAAUAAAGGAAAUCUGAUUGUACUACUUAGCGACUUCUAUUAUGGACAGCAUAAAGGAGAUGGGCAGUCAAAACAGAAGACUUACACAACUUUUAAAUGCCUCAGCUGCUUUAAAGUUCUAAAAAAUGUGAAGUUUAUGAAUCAUGUGAAACACCAUUUGGAAUUUGAGAAGCAGUGGAGUGACAGCUGGGAAAACCCCACCACCUGCCAGCACUGCCACUGGCAGUUCCCCACUCCCUUCCAGCUAGAGCGGUUCGUCGACAACGUGCACAGAACCCAGGAGGCACCUACUGUUUGCAAGAUCUGCGAGUUGUCAUUUGAAACUGAUCAGGUUCUCUUGGAGCACAUGAAAGAUGAUCAUAAGCCUGGGGAAUUGCCCUAUGUGUGCCAUGUUUGUAACUACAGGUCCUCCAUCUUCGCUGAUGUGGACACACAUUUUAGAAAGUGCCAUGCAAACACUAAGAAUUUGCUUUGUCCUUUUUGUCUCAAGAUUUUCAAAGCUGGAACACCUUAUAUGUGUCAUUACAGGGGACAUUGGGAAAGGACUGUUCACUGGUGCUCUAAAUGUCGGCUGCAGUUUUUAACAUUCAAAGAGAAAAUGGAGCAUAAGACUCGUUAUCACCAAAUGUUUAAGAAGCCAAAGCAACUGGAAGGAUUGCCUCCUGAGACAAAAGUUGUUAUUCAAGUGUCCCUGGGACCUGUUCAGCCAGGAUCAGAGAAAGUUGCAUCCAUCACUGUGAGCACAGCUGAUUCUGAACCAUCUUCUCCCAGUCCUGAAAGUAAAACUUAAAAAAACAAAACAUGAACUCCAGUUUAGUUACCCAGAAGCAAAUAUUCCUAUCCAAAUAACUCCUUGAGAGGCAAAAAGUACAAAUCA
Molecule: messenger RNA, 2096 nt
Organism: Perognathus longimembris pacificus (Pacific pocket mouse)
Lineage: Eukaryota; Metazoa; Chordata; Mammalia; Rodentia; Heteromyidae
Product: zinc finger protein 280B-like
Exons: 2
Coding region: 381-2009 (542 amino acids)
Biological process (GO): regulation of DNA-templated transcription
Molecular function (GO): RNA polymerase II cis-regulatory region sequence-specific DNA binding; DNA-binding transcription factor activity, RNA polymerase II-specific
Source: RefSeq, a predicted model, not a curated record